Molecule: messenger RNA, 3252 nt
Organism: Anthostomella pinea
Lineage: Eukaryota; Fungi; Ascomycota; Sordariomycetes; Xylariales; Xylariaceae
Source: the annotation of a GenBank genome assembly
AUGUUGGCCCUUCAGACUACUGACUUGCCGCUUGACAGAUUUCCCGAGUACUCAGACCCUCUCGAGCCCUUUCAGGUCUUUGAGACCAAAGCCAUGGCGUCAAACGGGACAGUCGCGAGCCCAGCUCACAAGCAGCUGAAUAAGCUUCAGAGCGAGCAGCCGUCUCGGCAUCCUUCACCCCAGCCCACCCACUUCGCCGUACCGCUCGGCUCGGGUGGCAAUGGACACCGGGUCCUGCGAUCUGCAACUGUCGGCUACAUUGCGCCUGAAUUCAAGGGGAAGUUAGAGCAACAGCAAGCUGUCAAGGACAUCAUCCUGAAGCAGGACUGGAUUCCUGCCUCGCACGUGGACGAGCAGAUCUCUUGGUUCUAUAAUGAUCUUGGUAUCGACGAUGUCUACUUCCAAUUGGAAAACGUCGAGGUCAUCGCUACCAAUAUCACCUCUAUGUACGCAGCCAAAAUUGCUGCCCAUGCUCGCGUAGACAAGCGCCAGGAAAUCCGCCUGGACAUGGAAGCUGCCGAUCAUGCCAUCUACAUUGACACAAGCGUACCUGGCCAGUCCAACUUGCGAGGUCCGCGAUACGAGAACAGACUAGAGGGAAAGUACCUCGAUCACGCCGACACCAGCAAACGAUUCCGUGUCGAGACCUUCCGCUCUCCUGGGGCGGUGUCUAGCGACGACGUGUCCAAGGCUUCUCUGAGGUGCUAUUUCGUCUACCAGUGCCAGUUUGUGGACUCCAAACCUGAACCGGAUGAGACCCGUCUCGAGGUGAUCAGCGACCGGAUGUUCCUGACCAAGGCUACAAAGAAUACCAAACAGAUAUACGGCGACAUCAUCAAGCUGGCUGUCCACAGGACUGGACCAGUCAUCGAGGUCUUUGACAUCGAAGGUUCUGAGGAGAGACGUCUUGUUGUCGCUUUCCGGUCGCGUACUGCCAGGGGAAUCUUCAGCGCCUUGAGUGAUCUCUACCACUACUAUGGGGUUACCAGCUCCAGGAAGUACGUCGAGCAAUUCGCCAACGGCAUCACGGUCAUGAGUAUAUACCUGAAGCCGGCUACCAACCUUGAGCACAAACCCAUGCUGCCGAUCGAACAGUCGAUUCACCAGAUCACCAAGGAAAUCUCCCUGCUGUACUGCAUACCCCAGAACAAGCUCCAUCCUCUAUUCGCAUCCGGUGCCCUCAGUCUCCAAGAGACCAUCUACGGCCACUGUGUGUGGGUCUUCGUGCAGCACUUCCUCAACCGUCUGGGCCCCGAGUACACUUCCAUCGCGCAAGCCUUGAGUGCCAAUGGCUCCGCGCAUGCCGAGAUCCUCUCCAAGCUCAAGCGUCGUCUCCGAACCGAAACGUUCACUCCGGACUACAUUCUCGAGAUCAUAUCAUCGUACCCGGGAUUGGUGCGCUCGUUGUAUGCUGCAUUUGCUAGCGUCCAUCUGGCCGUUGGACCUGGCUUUGACGAGCACAUAAUCGCACCUGCCCCUUCCACGGAAAUCUUGUCGGAUGCUCGACUGAAGGAGAAGAUCAGCCGAGAAGUGUCCAACGAGCAUGAGGAAAUGGUCAUGACGGCUUUCCGUAUCUUCAACAACGCCAUAUUGAAGACCAAUUACUUCACCCCCACCAAGGUGGCUCUGAGCUUCCGCCUCAACCCGGAUUUCCUGCCUGAGUAUGAGUAUCCGAAGCGGUUGUAUGGCAUGUUCCUCGUAAUCAGCGCAGAGGCACGUGGUUUCCAUCUGCGCUUCAAGGACGUUGCCCGAGGUGGUAUCCGGAUCGUCAAGUCUCGAAGCAAGGAGGCUUACGGUAUCAACGCUAGGAACCUCUUUGAUGAGAACUACGGCCUCGCGAGCACACAACAGCGCAAGAACAAGGAUAUUCCCGAAGGCGGUUCCAAGGGUGUGAUCCUACUUGAUGCCAAGCAGCAAGACAGAGCGCGGGAGGCAUUCGAGAAGUACAUCGACAGUAUUUUGGAUCUCCUCCUCCCUGCCGAGACCCCUGGUAUCAAGAACCCGAUCGUAGACCUCUACCGCAAGCAAGAGAUCCUGUUCCUGGGUCCAGAUGAGAAUACGGCCGACCUUGUCAACUGGGCCACCAUGCAUGCGCGCGAGCGUGGUGCACCGUGGUGGAAAUCCUUCUUCACUGGCAAGUCGCCGAAGCUAGGUGGUAUUCCACACGACGCCUACGGCAUGACGACCCUGUCAGUGCGCGAAUAUGUCAAGGGCAUCUACCGCAAGUUGAAGCUGGACCCUUCCACAGUAAGAAAGAUGCAGACCGGCGGUCCGGAUGGCGAUCUAGGAAGCAACGAGAUCCUUCUCAGCAACGAGAAGUACACCUCGAUUGUGGAUGGCUCUGGAGUACUCGUUGAUCCCAAGGGUCUCGAUAAGGAGGAGCUAUACCGCCUCGCAAAGAAGCGUGCCAUGAUCUCCGACUUCGACAUCUCCAAGCUGUCGAAGGACGGUUACAGAGUCCUCUGUGACGACACCAACGUCACGUUGCCAAACGGAGAGUUUGUCGGCAGUGGCACUGGCUUCCGCAACUUCUUCCAUCUGAGGGAAUCUGGAUUCACAGACUGCUUCGUGCCCUGUGGCGGACGUCCCGAGUCGAUUGAUCUUUCGUCGGUCGCCAAAAUCAUCAAGGACGGCAAGACCACAAUUCCCUACAUAGUGGAGGGAGCUAACCUCUUCAUCACCCAGGAUGCUAAACUGCGUCUUGAGGAGGCCGGCUGUGUUCUCUUCAAGGAUGCGUCCGCUAACAAGGGUGGAGUAACCUCUUCAUCGCUUGAAGUCCUGGCGUCUCUUAGCUUCGAUGAUCAGAGCUUCGUGGAGAACAUGUGCCAAAACGAUGACGGCGAAGCACCCGAGUUCUACAAGGCAUAUGUCAAACAGGUGCAAGCGACCAUCUGCGAGAACGCUCGUCUUGAGUUCGAGGCAAUCUGGCGCGAAAAUGAGAAAAGUGGUACGCCACGCUCUGUGCUGUCCGACACACUGUCUGUGGCCAUCACUACUUUGGAUGAAGAACUGCAGAGGUCCGACCUGUGGAAGGACGAGAAGACACGAGUAUCGGUACUUGCUGAUGCCCUGCCCAAGUUGCUUAUAGACAGGGUCGGCCUGAACACCAUCAUCGACCGUGUACCAGACGCAUAUCUACGCGCUAUCUUCGGAAGCUAUCUCGCAUCCCGCUUUGUAUACGAGUUCGGCAGUAGCCCAAGCCAGUUCGCCUUCUACGACUUCAUGUCCAAGAGAAUGGCCAAAGUUCAAUGA